CCAUAAACUCCAUUAUAUUGAUCUCUUCAUUCCAGCACUCCAAAUAUCACAUUAUAUUUCCAUCAUCAAAAGCCCUUCUAAGAAAAAAAAAAAAAGAAGCAAUCUUGAUAUGAUAUGAUGCAGAAAAUGGCAGCUUCUUGGCUUAACUGGAACAUGGAAUCCUACCCAGACUACCAAGAUUUCUUCCUUCUUCCCUUCCUGCUUCUCUACUUCCCCACCCUACGUUUCAUUCUCGACACUUCAAUCUUCGAGAAAAUGGGGAGAAGGAUGAUAUUAGGGGCGAAACAUGGCAAUAUGGAAAUCAAGAAAGGCCCUAAGAGGAAGAAGAUCGACAAGUUCAAAGAGUCUGCCUGGAAGUUCCUCCAUUACUUUUCUUCAGAACUUUUUGCACUUUAUGUUUGCUAUGAUGAACCAUGGCUCACCAACGCAAAAUACUUUUGGAUGGGGCCCGGUGAGGGUGACCACCUUUGGCCAGAUCACAAAUACAAGUUAAAGAUGAAGGGAUAUUAUAUGUAUGCUGGAGGGUUCUAUAUUUACUCCAUUUUUGCAUUGGUGUUUUGGGAAACAAGACGUUCUGAUUUCGCAGCAUCUAUGGCUCAUCACAUAACAACAGCCUUCCUCAUUCUCUCUUCUUAUAUUUUCAGGAUUGGGAGGGUUGGUUCAAUGGUUCUACUACUUCAUGAAGGGUGUGAUGUGUUUAUGGAAUUUGCAAAGAUGUCUAGAUACAGUGGCUUUUAUGGCUUGUCCGACCUUUCUUUUCUUGGUUUUGUGCUAUCAUGGCUCAUUGGCCGUCUAAUCCUUUAUCCCUUCUGGGUCCUCAAGAGCACAAGCUACGAUGUACUUUUCAUCUUGGACAUGGAUAAGCAUCGCACAGUUGUAUACUACUUUCUGUGCAAUGCUCUGCUGUUUGGCCUCAUGCUUCUUAACAUAUACUGGUCGAAGUUGAUCCUCCGAGUGCUCAUUGGAAAAAUCCGGAAUGGUGAGAUCAACGACGUUCGAUCAGAUUCUGAAAGCAAUGAUGAACACAACGACUGAAGAUCAACAAUGGCCUGGGAUUGAAGAGAGGGAGUGUUGCAAAAAGAUUUGAAUUAUAUUUUGUUCUGUGAAUGUUUAACAUUCAUCUUUAGAUAAACAUAUAAAGAUUACUUUGAAAUGAGUCCAUAAAGCUCUUCACUUGGCA
Molecule: messenger RNA, 1180 nt
Organism: Ipomoea nil (Japanese morning glory)
Lineage: Eukaryota; Viridiplantae; Streptophyta; Magnoliopsida; Solanales; Convolvulaceae
Product: ASC1-like protein
Exons: 8
Coding region: 115-1035 (306 amino acids)
Biological process (GO): ceramide biosynthetic process
Cellular component (GO): endoplasmic reticulum; membrane
Molecular function (GO): sphingosine N-acyltransferase activity
Source: RefSeq, a predicted model, not a curated record